AUGGAGAUGCGUCACCGGGCAACACGGCGGAGAAGCGUGUGGAAAUGCUCUCAAAGGUAGUUUAGCAAUGUAGUAUCCAGCAUUUUACCACUUCAUGCUGCCCUUUUUGUGCAACCAUAAAAAGUGUGAAACCACGGAUAAUAAAGCAGCUUCUCCCCGGGAAUAAAGCUGUCCAUACUCUACUGUAACAGCCCUGCUUCUUGUGAGUAAACAGACCUGUUCAUCAGACUAUACAGUACACCAUGCCAGAAGACAAACAGUGUAAGCUGCUGCAGCCAUCCAGGACCUCUGACAAGAAAAAGAACAAGAACAAGAAGAAGAAAAGAAAAAAAGCCACUCCAGCCUCCUCCACCACUCCUCCAGAGAGUUCAGAGACACCUCCGGCUGUAUCUUUGCCCCCUGAGACCUCGCCUGUGUCCCUGCUGCCCCCACAGAGUCCAGGCCAGCCUAGAGCCCAGCUGCCCAAGCUCAGAGCUCCCAGUAAGAAGGACAGAAAGCGGCUCACUGGCAGCGGCAAGGGGAGCAAAAAACACCCCAAGGAUUCCACGCCCCUGCUGACAGCGACCAUCAAACUCAGUGGUGGUGGAGAGCUCAAUGCCCAGGCCAGUGAGAGCCUGAGGUGGGAGGGAGUGCUGGAGGACCCCCAGGCUGAGGAGAAGAGGUUGGAGCUGUACAGGGUCAACAGGCGGCAGCGUUACAUUACACACAGAGACGAUCUGGUAAAAGAAACCAUGGGUGCCUUGAGACAGACUUUUCCUAAAGAGAGCAAAGAGAAAAAGGCUUAAUCUGACCAACAGGAGUCAUUACUGCAUUUGAGCACAGACUGAAGUAAAGAAGCAAGUGAGAGGUGUUCAUCUCA
Messenger RNA from Sebastes umbrosus (honeycomb rockfish), 859 nucleotides. It is a transcript of the gene c17h17orf97, whose product is annotated as chromosome 17 C17orf97 homolog. The record is from RefSeq and is a predicted model, not a curated record. Bases 243 to 785 code for a protein of 180 amino acids. The transcript has 2 exons. Gene Ontology annotation, biological process: protein arginylation. Lineage: Eukaryota; Metazoa; Chordata; Actinopteri; Perciformes; Sebastidae.